Cladocopium goreaui is the source of this 1425-nucleotide messenger RNA. The record is from the annotation of a GenBank genome assembly. NCBI's taxonomy places the organism in Eukaryota, Dinophyceae, Suessiales, Symbiodiniaceae.
AUGAGCAGCUUUGACGGAGUCUUCCAGAGAGCUCUUGCAUGCAGUUCAGUCACCAAUGAAUUGAAACUUCCCCGGGAAAAAGGAUUCUGGAAAAAAUUCUUUGAUCAGGAUGCAUCCCAACAGAAGUAUUCUAUUCCUAUGCCUCCUCUUUUGGACUCGGUGUCAUCAACUGACAGGGAUCCUAAGCGCCAGAAGUUUGAACAGAAAGCAAUUGCUGAGACGUGGAGGCAUUGCGUCAAAGCAGAUGCUGAGCUCAGCUGGACGGACAAGAGGGAGGCAGAUUUUCAAAGUGCUUUGAAACGUUGGUUACAAACUUUGCUGGAGAUGCCUAAGACCUUCAAGGUUGUGGAAUUGUUGCCUCAGCAGAGUACAGUGGAGCGACAGUUGCGGAUGUUGAGGGAUCUUUUCUGGAAGAAGUCUCCACAAACAUUGAAAAAGAGUGUUCACUCUUUACUGAGAUUCAUGGCCUUUUUGAACGAAUCCUUAGAACCAUUCCCGGGCACAGAACCUUUGCUCUAUGAGUUCUUGCAAAACGAAAAGGAUUCUGGAUCACCUACUUCUCGCUUGCAGAGUGUAAUGCAAGCCUUAUCCUUUCUUGAACAUGUCCUGGAUGUGGAAGAGGUAAGCACUCUGACAAGAUCGAAGCGAUGUAUGGGUGCUUCAAGCAAGCUUUCAAAUGGUCCAACAAGGCAAGCAGAUCCUUUUCUGGUGGAACAUGUGGUAGCAUUCCAUGGAGUUUUGGCAGAUUGGGAUUCGGAUCCUUGGGACAGAUUUUUUGCUGGAUCUCUAUUGGCUAUGAUCUAUUCUCGCAGUCGAUGGAACGAUCUUCAACAAGCAGAAGCUGUUCUGUCACGCAUCAUGGAAACCAAUCAGGACCACGCAGUUUGUGAAAUCAUUCAUGUGGGCAUCCCAAGGGCACCAGAGGACUUCCUACGUGCAGCGGUUUCCAAGGGACACCCGAGAAACUUGAUCGCCAGAGUUCCAGAAGCAGUCCGAGAAGCAAUUGAGAACCUGCUUCAUCAACCCCUUCGCGUGCGUUUGAAGAAGCGGACUCAGUUCUUCAAGAAGUGGCUGAAAAGGUCCCUUGAACUUCGCUCCCAGGAGGAAGAGUUACGAGAACAAAUGCCGCCUCAUUUGAGGCGAGUUUUGAAAGGAAAGAGACUGCUUUUGUGGGAAGAAAUUUUGGUCGACCUGAAGUACAAAGACGCUGGUAUUAUUGAUGACGUCAUCAAGGGAUUCAGUUUGACUGGCUGGGCACCCAAAACCGGAGUUUUUGAACCGUGGGUUAGAAAGCCAGAAUACUCGAUCGAACAUUUGCUGAAGCUAUCCCCUGCCUUGAAUGCAGCAGUCACAGGUUCCUUGACUUCUGCAACUGAAGUGGAGCGCGACCAGUUUGUCUGGGGAAGAAACCCAGAAGGAGGUUGA